Aureobasidium namibiae CBS 147.97 is the source of this 4479-nucleotide messenger RNA. RefSeq lists its product as uncharacterized. NCBI's taxonomy places the organism in Eukaryota, Fungi, Ascomycota, Dothideomycetes, Dothideales, Saccotheciaceae. The record is from RefSeq and is a predicted model, not a curated record. The annotation marks the transcript as partial. Gene Ontology annotation, cellular component: TRAPPII protein complex. The transcript has 4 exons. Gene Ontology annotation, biological process: intra-Golgi vesicle-mediated transport; early endosome to Golgi transport.
GUCGAGUACCACGAUCCCUCUGGUAUAUUUCCUUUGAUCUCGCGUGACCUAGCAUCCAGGCUACCUUUGCGCAACCUGAACUGGAAGUCCCCCUCGAGGCCUUUGCGAUCCAUCGGCGCCCUCCAUGUCGAAUUUGUUCCCGACGCCCAGACCGAGGCUUCAGAGAGCGACAAACUGCAGCGUGUCGACUCCUCUGGCUCCAGACCUGGCGCUCCUUCAGUAGCCAAAGAGAGAAGACACCAGAUUCCAGGCCUCCGUCAGACUCCCUAUCUCAAAGUCUUUCUGCUGCGGUGCGACGACAAAGACACAUACAAGGCUUCGUCACGCCAGCUUCUCCGCGACUGGACCAACGACAUUGCUCCACCUCCUCAGAGUUCCUCUGCCAUCAACCGCUCGGAGGAUCACGACGCUGCCGAGUGGCUCAUUCUGCAUGUAGUCAUUCCUGACACUAUCGCCGCUUCCGAACCUCGCUGGACCGCCGCAUCCAAGAAAGAUCCCGACGAGUUGGUCGAGAGGCCGUCAAGCACCACCAAAUGGCCUGGCAAGAGCUCAAGAACUGUAUUGGACAAGAUACGCGCUGAUUUCACUGCUUCCUCAAGGUCUGGACCCGAGCGUAUCGCACAAAUCAGGCUGCAAAAGAAAGAUGUUCCUCCACAGCUACUGCCUCAGACGCCUGUUACCCAACCUUAUAUUGAGAGCCCGCAAGAGCAAGACAAUGCCUGGCAGGAUCUUAUCGCAAAGUUCAAGACUUUGAUACUGAUGUCUUUUGAUCUGCGCGUGCUGCAGUACGAGGAUGAUAUCCGUGAGAAAGAUUCCCAACGCGCUUUGCCCGGCUGGAACUUUUGCACUUUCUUCACCCUGAAAGAAGGCUUGGCCCGCGGUUUCGAGAGUGUUGGCUUGGUUGAAGACGCCUUGGCGAUAUAUGAUGAACUUUCAGCAGGCCUCGAUUCUGCUCUGCGAGACAGCGAAACUGGCGCUGCCCAAGGCACCUUCCUUGGCGAUCUUACGGCCCAGAAGAAGUCUCUUCUGGACAUGAUCGAUGCGCAAUCUGAUACGCCCAAGCUUGAGCAACUGACUUCGCAGUUUCGAGAUACGUUCAUUCAGCCCCUAGAUCUCACUAACAGGGACUACCGUGGUGAAAUUGUUUCGAGCACCAUAUCUCUUUUUGACUUCCGAUUGUACAUUUUCGCGAGGCAGAGAGCACUUCUGCUUCGCCUGAGCGCUGGAAGUGGUAGUCUUCAACAGGCCAGACCUUCCGGCGCCAAAAGUAAUUUCAAAGACGACAAUUUGAGCUUUACUGCUGAAGUAUGUAAGAGGGCAGCUCUGUUUGCCGCAACCAAUGCUCGUGCUCUUCGCAACGGCCUUACCGACGGGUCUGAAAUCAAUUCUCAUCUUUCUUCUCUUGUGGAAAACAUCACUUCUUCCUGGACAUACGCUGUGCUUGAUCAGGUGCUUAGUGAGACUGCGUCAGAAGAAUUCUCAUCAUCUGGUGAGAAGUCAUCACCAGCGCCGCACAGUCAGACGCUGGGUGUCUACUCUAGGAAAGAGACAGCCGGCAACUUCAACUUUCCUCAGGGCGCAAAUACUCACCCGACGCGAUCAAGCUCUUUGCAGCGCAGCGCUUCGUCCUCGUCGCAAUUAACACCACAGACCAUAUACGAAAACGAACGAUAUGCAAAAUCGAGUCCCGAUCCUCAGCCAGACGCUGCAAUUGCGAAUGCCUCUGGUCUAGCCGUCCUUGCUUCUGCCCGAGCUCAGCUUUUCCUCAUGCAGCGAAGAAUUGUCGAGGCCCUUGCCAAACAAAAAGGGUGGCUCUCGGGCUGGGCUGCGAUCAAAGCGACACAAAACAUGACUGAUGUUGACCUUGACAGCAAAGACGAGGUUGAGUCGAGUGAAGAUUCAUCGAUAUCACCUGGAAACAUCGAAAAGAUAGCACAGAUGCUUCUCAGUGGCCCACUAUCAGCCGCGCUUGCCUCUUUGGAAGACUUCAGGACUGUUUACGAGCAAUUGAGCACGCUUGCAGUGUCACAUUUCACAACAGCAAAUCGCACUAAGUCUGCAGACUCUGUCAUAAGUGACCUCGCCAUACUCAAAUACCAACUCGGCGAUGUUGCUCAGGCAGCUACUUACUUCCAGCGUUCAUCUGCGACCUUUUCCAAGACCAGUUGGUCCUAUGUUCAUGGUGAGAUGUUGAGGAUAUACGCCAAAUGUCUAAAAGAUCUACACCGACGAGAUGAAUAUAUGAGAGUGAUGCUGAGCCUUUUGGGGAGGGUUGUUGCACGCCGCACGACAAGAACAUUGCCCAGAGUACGCGGUGGCUCUGCAUGGCUUGACGAAGAGACCGUCGAUGUCAGUGGUGUGCUUGGAGAGCUCGUGAGCUUCUCAGAGGAACUACCCUUUAACUUUAGCGCUCCAAUGUCUGAUUUCUUCGCCGAAAUCGAUGUCAGUCCAGAAGUUGAACUCCAUUCAGACAAGGAUGGAUUCGAUCUGAACGUACGUCUGAAGCACCUUCUGGAUGACGAUCUCACUGUCGAUCGUGUAAGGCUGCGAUUGGUGCUGGUAAGCGACGCCAGCCAGGAAAUACUCCUGCAGAGUGAUGGGCCCCUAGAGCUGAAACGAGGGCUCGUGGAGAUCCAAGUCCACUCAAAUGUCACAACAUACGGACAUUACCUGAUCGACAAACUUGUGAUCGAGUCCAAGAAGCUCCACUUCUCACGCGAAUUCCAGCCCAAGCCACACACGACACCCUUAGGCAUAACCAAUGCCAACAUGUCUGGAAGAGGACCCAGCAUGAGUGGGCCCUCACUGCUAGUGUAUGCUCAUGGCGAUUCACUGGAAGCUCGGGCAGCACUUUCCAAUGACAUACACAUCGACAAACUGCGGUCCAUCGUCCUUACAAUCGCGACAGGACGCAAUAGUACGGAGAGUCUCGAUCUGCGGCUCAAAUCUGCCUCUGCUGGACUGAGAUUACAUACUGCAGAUGCUGAGAUCACAGAAAGCAAUCACAGUCAGCUAGACACAUCACAGGCUGGCAUGCUCAAACUCGGUGCUGUGAACGCAGGGACAGACGUCAGAGUCCGAGUGCCCUACAGUAUAGAACGCAGCCUCGACGAGCUUACUGUGAAACUGGAUGCGAGCUACAAGACCAGCCAAGGGAUGUUCUCAUACCUCCGCACUUGCGUCAUUUUAGCAGCGCUGCCCCUAGACGUGGAUGUUAACGACAUCUUCAAGUCGCAGGCCCUCUUCUCGCGCUUCAGCAUCAGGACGACAAACUCGAUACCACUAAAAGUCACGAAUGUAGAGGUUCAAGAAUCACAGGCUUAUGGAGUGCGAGCUUUACCAUGCCCUCUGCCAAUGACUGUGUUUGACAAACAGCCAGCCAGCCUGACGUACAAGAUUACGAGAAGAGAUGCCGAAGGAAGCAAACUCAACAAGAAGGAAGCCGCAUUGGCACUGACUGUCGAAUAUGUCCGCUCGGAUGAGGCCAUCUUUGAGAAGCUUGGCGAUGUGCUUGAGAAAGCAGUCUCGAACAGUCCCUUCGCGGCUUUGCGACGCCUGCUCGUACCUACCUUGUUGAACAGAGCCAAGUCUUAUGCACCAUCUCAGCAGCUUGAGCAGGCUGUGCUGCUCAACGAGUUCCAAGUGCCUUCAUACGAGGCGACGGGCUGGGGAAAGAUCGUUGCCAGUCUCACGGCCGACAAGCGACAAGGUCUGGACGAGUGGCUGCAAGAGUGGCAUUCGGUAAGUUCUUUUCAUUUCAUGGUCCACAUGCAAUCUGUCACCUUGCUAAUUCCUGUGCAGAACAACCAAAAGCUGGUUCUCGACGAGUCUGUGGCAGCUACCUUGUCAAGGAAGAUCAGACUUUCUGUCGAAGUCCCAACCGUCGAUGUCUUGCACACUGUGACCCUUGAUCUUGACAACGAAGACUCCAAGAAGGCCUUCGUUAUCGGCCGUCCAAUGCCUGCCAUCCUUACUAUCAAGCAUACCAGACGCUGGGCUGCUGCAAAACUAGCGUCAGAUACACCUCUUGCGUUCGCAUAUACCAUCGACGCUCCCACAGACGGCCCAUGGCUUGUGGCUGGACCUAAGCGCUCACGCUUCUUAUACAAAUCGGACAACGAAGUGACCAAGAUCUCGCUUGUGUUGGUGCCGUUGAAACCAGGCAUGCAUCUCCUGCCUUCUGUGGAUAUCCAACCGGUCUCCACUUCUGCUGGCACCUCUGACUCAAGCGGCCUAUCGAGGAUGCUCAGCCCGGGACAGAAUAGUGCACCUGCUGAAGAAGAAACAACACAGCCGCUGGUCAGCUGCGAGACUGAUUACCGCAACUCGGGUGAGAGUGUUUUGGUGGUGCGGGAAGCGAGAACGACAACAGUGACGGUCAGGGAGAGAGAUAUCAUGCCGGCGCUGCAGAGAAUACCUACGGCUACAGAGUCAGUGAGAGCAAGUGUGGACAGCACUCGGACGUCAAGACUCCAAUAA